AUGGAACCCAUCGAACAAUUUACGAGUUUCUUCUUAAUGAUUGCACAAAUCUACGGCAAUGCUACCACGAAAAUUAUGAAGAAUAUCUUGUCGACAAAUCGAAAACUUGCUGGUUUACGUAGCAGAAAACAAUUCUUGUUAGACUGCAGAAGGUUUGCAGUGUACCCGAAAAGUUUAAACGUAAAUUUGAGAUCGUUUAAAUUUUGUUUAUCAAAAAAUGCGUUGGUGAGCCAGGCUGAAAAGUUUUCGAAGAGCAUUCUCAACGAGUCUAUUAAAAGUGUACACAAGGAAAUAGACAGAACCUACAAGAAAUCGUUGGUUUUGGCAGACGAAUUGAAAUCCAAGGUCACACCCAGCUGUUUUGAUGAUUUCAAAAACAACGUGAAGACAGCAUACGAAGGAACAUUCAACAAAUUGUCCACUGAUCAGUUCACUAGAUUGGACAAAAUUCUGCAACCACACAUAGCUAAGCUCAACAUUGACUGUGAAAAUUGGAUCAAGAAUUUAAGUGACGUUACCAUACCGACCAACGUGAAAUACAUUCUGGCUUUAGGUGAUAAGUUCAAUUUGCCUACUGUUAGUAAGUACGUCAACACGAAUCAAAUUAUCGCCAAUUUGGAGCCAACCAUAAAGCAGUUUGGUGAUUCUUCGAAAUUUGAAUUGAGGAACAAGAUUUGUAACAUCAUCACAAAUUUUAAGAAGUCCCCGUCGCGCUUUUCGACGAUUGACGCAUUGAUCAACGCUUUUCACUAUGCAACGCAAAAGUUUUUGAAAGACCAUCCGAAUCUGUUAGUGAUUAAUGCAGAUAAAAGCAAGGUCACAGUACUGAUGGAAAAACGUGAUUACGUGUCGAAAAUGAACGAUUUGUUAAGAGAUGAAAAGACGUAUAAAGUACUGAAUCGAGAUCCGACUCUGUCCAUACAAAGGAAAUGCAACGCCAUCAUUUCACGUUGGCAAAAUUGCCAAUAUAUUAGUGAUGGACAAGCUUGGUUUCUGAGACGUUACAAUGCCGUUUGUUCCAAAUUGUACGGAUUAGUUAAAAUCCACAAACAAGGAUUCCCGAUGAGACCGAUAGUUGCGAGUGUUGAUUCAGCUACGUACAAUCUUUCAAAAAUGUACUCGAACAUUUUAAAAAACGUUACUGGAAAGACGAACCGAACGAUUCUUAAUUCGACCGAGUUAGUGAAGAAAUUGAGACGUGUUCGACUACCGGAAAACUACAGACUGAUCUCGCUCGACGUAGUGUCCCUUUUCACUAACAUCCCGAGUGAAUUAGUGAUCUCAGCUGUAAAUAAAAAGUGGCUCAAGAUAAAGAACUUCACGACGUUACCGAAACAAGAGUUCAUUGCUGGACUCCAACUUGUUUUGGAAGAAUGUUGUUUCCAAUUCAACGACGUUUUUUACAAACAAAUCUUCGGAUCACCAAUGGGUUCACCGGCUUCACCAGUUUUUGCAGAUCUCAUUCUUGAAAUUUUGGAAGAUGAAGUCAUUCGAAAGCUCGGCUACAAACUUCCGUUCUUCUAUCGUUUUGUUGACGAUAUUUUGACUGCAGUUCCAGUAGACAAAAUACAAUCGACCGUACAGGCCUUCAACAAAUACAACAGAAAUAUUCAAUUCACUGUAGAAGAAGAAGAUAGUAAUCACCGUAUUUCUUUCUUGGAAGUAAUGUGCAUUAGAGUUGGAAUGUCAAUUAAGACCGAUUGGUAUCAUAAAGGAACGUGGUCCGGGAGAUAUCUCAAUUUUUUGUCGAAUCUGCCGAUCACAUACAAACGAAACACAGUGUCAUUACUAACUGGAAAAAUAUUAUCGUUAUCCGAACCCGAAUUUCACGAUAAAAAUUUUGACCUGUUGAAGACGACACUCCACCGAAAUUUGUAUCCAAAAAAGUUAGUGGAUGAUAUCAUUGGAAAGGCGAAAGCGAAGUUUGGAACAGUUAAUCCAGUGACACCUUCUACUGAAGUCAGACCGAUGGUUGCGAUACCAUACACAAAAGGACUGUUCGAGAAACUAAAGUCAGCCUGCAAGAAAGAAAUUAUUUUGGUUGGAAAAUCAGAUAAUUGCGUCAAGAAAUCGAUUUUUAGCAGAAUCAAAGACAAGACACCGAUUUUGCAACAGUCGAAUUUGGUAUAUCAAGUGACUUGUGAAUGUGGUGUUAAGUACAUCGGUGAAACCUUACAGUUGCUUCAGAGUCGUUUGAAACAACACAAGUGUGGAAUUAAAAAGAAAGAUGAAGCGUAUAGUUCGCUAGUGCAACAUGUUCUUCGAACCAAUCAUAAACCGUUGUGGGAUGAUGUGAAAAUUCUACAGAAAGAAAAAGUGACGAACAGAAGGGAAGUGUUAGAGACUAUUCAUAUAAAAAAGACUGCGAAUUGUGUAAACACACAAAAAGAAUCAAUUUAUUUAGCUACGACGUACAAUAACGUUUUUUGA
Molecule: messenger RNA, 2430 nt
Organism: Bradysia coprophila
Lineage: Eukaryota; Metazoa; Arthropoda; Insecta; Diptera; Sciaridae
Source: RefSeq, a predicted model, not a curated record